Coniosporium apollinis CBS 100218 is the source of this 1176-nucleotide messenger RNA. RefSeq lists its product as uncharacterized. NCBI's taxonomy places the organism in Eukaryota, Fungi, Ascomycota, Dothideomycetes. The record is from RefSeq and is a predicted model, not a curated record. The coding region runs from base 1 to 1176 and encodes 391 amino acids. Gene Ontology annotation, molecular function: hydrolase activity. The transcript has a single exon.
AUGCCCUCGCUCCUAACCCGCCAGCCCUUCAAAGCCCUCUACACCCUCCUCGCAACGACCGUCGAAUCCAUCCGACUCCCUCUCUACGUCGUCCUCUACAUCCUCCCCUCCACGCGCCCCCACCCAAAAUGGACCUACAAGCAAGCAAUCCUCACCAAGCUCCUCAAAACCUUCCUCCACCACGCCGCCACAGUCGAGAUGCGCGUGCCCCUUUCCCUGAAUCCGGGGAGACAGGGUGAACGAUUCGCCAUCAUCCGUGCACCUGACAGCAGCAUGCAAGAGAAACUGUACAUUGGUCCGCUGCAGGACCCGCACCGCGAGAUCGCACCAGAGGCCGUGGGCGGGACGUGGUACCCUACCCCCUAUCCCCGCUCAAACUCUGACCUCAGGGACACCGAAACAGUUGUCCUCCACUUCCACGGCGGCGCAUACGUCGUCGGCUCCGGCCGCGACGACGACUGCGGUUUCCUCGCCGCGACAUUCAUCCGCCAUGCAGGCGUCGCCCGUGUCUUCUGCCCGCAGUACCGUCUCUCGGGCCCGCCUGUGCACGGCCGCUUCCCAGCUGCGCUGCAGGACGCACUGACCAGCUACCUGUAUCUGAUCCGCGAUCUGGGGAUUCCGGCGAAGCAGAUCGUCGUGUCCGGCGACAGCGCGGGCGGGAAUCUCGUCAUCGCCUUACUGCGGUACUUGGCCGAGUACGGGAGCCAGAUAGGACUAGAGGGGCAGACGCCAGGCGCGGCAUGGUUGUGGAGUCCAUGGGUCAACCCCGGUGCAGCAAUCGAUCCCAAGGCGAUCGAGACGAAUCCGAAAUACCCGACAGAUUACCUCCCCGGCUCGUUCGGCGCGUGGGGGAUCCGCUGCUUCGCGGGCCACGACCCUGUUAGUGGGCGACAGAAGGUGGAUGCGAGCGAUAAGUAUAUCAGUCCGCUGAACCAGCCGUUCAAGACGGAUGUGCCGAUCUGGGUCCAGACGGGCGAGGCGGAGGUGCUGUGUGUGGAGGACUGCAAGUUUGCGGAGGAGAUGCGCAAGGAGAAUGAUGGACAUGUUGGGCUUUGGGUUGAGGAGGGCGCGGUACAUGAUAUUGCGCUCAUUGGGCCGAGGGCUGGGUUUGGGAAGGAGGCGGAAGCGUGUGCGAGGCGGGCGGGGGAGUGGCUUCAGGAGAACGGGAGGCGUUAG